UUCGAAGAAUCACUUGUGUCUUUCGAUUCGGAAUGGCACAAAAUAUAAAUCCAUUUUAUUCGUCUCAAAAUGCUCCGAGUAAAGCUGCAGAGGAAAAACAGAAUAUACCAAAAGACAAGCAUGCAGUUAGUAAACGAUUGCAAAAGGAGCUCAUGGUUUUAAUGAUGAGCACAGAGAAAGGUGUUUCUGCCUUUCCAGAUGGAGAAAAUCUAUUCAAAUGGAUAGGAACUAUUACAGGACCAAGGGAUACGGUUUAUGCUGGUCUUACGUAUAAAUUAACUUUAGAAUUUCCCCAUAGUUACCCAUAUAGUGCUCCAAUUGUACGUUUCGCUACUCCUUGUUUUCACCCAAACGUAGACGCAGUAGGUAAUAUUUGUUUGGAUAUAUUAAAAGAGAAAUGGAGCGCUUUAUACGAUGUGCGUACUAUAUUGUUAUCUAUACAAUCUCUUCUUAGUGAACCUAACAAUGAGAGUCCCCUCAAUCCACAAGCAGCAAAGCUAUGGAACGAUCAGACAAAGUAUAAAAAACAUUUGACAGAAGAAUACCACAGAACUUUGAAUCGCGAUCAACAAGAUUCAUGAUAAGGGUAUUUUUAUAACGAUCAUGGCUUGUUCAUUAUUUUUAUUUCUAUCAAUGUUACAUCUAGAUAUAAGAUAUAGAAAAACAAACUGCACUGAAUUUAUGUACUUCAUUAUAGAAAAUUUCAUCUCCUAUUAUCUUUUGCACUCGUAUACUCUAUCAUGCAAAAAGGACAUAUAAACACUUUUUAUAUUGUUCAUCGCGAUCAUAUUUGUUAUAUAAUUUCGUCAGUCUGUCUUGAAAAUGUAUAGAAAUUUGUAUAAUGCUUUUAAGACUGUAUGUGGAUUAAACAUUUUUAUAUCGUCAAUUUGUAUCAGAAGCUUUUAUUUAUUUUUAUUUUUAUUUUUAAUAUAUGGUACAUUGGAUAUAUUUUACGGUUUCCAUGCAUACGAGUGACAGUGAUCAUUGACGUUACAUUAUCGAUAAUUAUUGUAUAUUUAAAAAAUAAAUAUUUUAAACACUAAAA
Bombus pascuorum is the source of this 1045-nucleotide messenger RNA. RefSeq names its product ubiquitin-conjugating enzyme E2 C (gene vih). The record is from RefSeq and is a predicted model, not a curated record. The coding region runs from base 33 to 581 and encodes 182 amino acids. The transcript is spliced from 4 exons. Lineage: Eukaryota; Metazoa; Arthropoda; Insecta; Hymenoptera; Apidae.